Molecule: messenger RNA, 3017 nt
Organism: Cucumis melo (muskmelon)
Lineage: Eukaryota; Viridiplantae; Streptophyta; Magnoliopsida; Cucurbitales; Cucurbitaceae
Product: protein root UVB sensitive 1, chloroplastic
Exons: 7
Coding region: 465-2135 (556 amino acids)
Biological process (GO): cell adhesion; developmental process; response to UV-B
Cellular component (GO): chloroplast envelope
Molecular function (GO): hyaluronic acid binding
Source: RefSeq, a predicted model, not a curated record
UCAAUUCUUCCAGCCCACUACCAAAUCACUUCUACCAUUCUUAUCGUCCGCCUAGCCGCCAUUGACAUCAACAUGCACCAAGCACCGUCAACUUUUACGAACUGUCGUCUCCCCUCUAGUUCAAACUUACUAACUACCAUCCAUUUACUGACAUGAUAAUUAUUUCUAGUAUUGUUAAUAUCUUAACCCAUUUUAGUUUUUGCUAAAUAGUUAAUUGAAAGAACCUGACAUACCAUCGUUUAAUGUUUGAAGUUUGAGUUAUUGCAUCCCACAAUCUUUGUAAUAUCUUUAGAAAUACAUCGUAGUUCAAGAUUAGGACAAAAGACGGGCGUGCCGGUCGCCUCGAAACGAUGCUGGCAGUGUCCCCAAGCUCGUACCUGCUUGUUUCGUCUCAUACAUAACUCCAUCAAUCUGCACCUCACCGACUCCCAUUUACAUAGCGACGGGAGGCUUUCUUCAUUGCAAUGUAUGGGGUGCUGCCAUUCUCUUAUCAGCCACCGCCGGAGCUGAUUCCACUACGGCGAGUCUAUGUCGAUGUCUUGAGCUACGUACCAGUCCGCCGUUUUCACCAUUGCUUGGAUUCUUCUAUGCGAAGGUCAUGCAAAUCACUACGACCUCCUCUUAACGUAUUUCCUCACUUUCUUAAACCCGCAAAACUCUUCCGAGGUUAUUCCUCUCCUUGUAAUGGAACUAGAAUCAAACCUGCUCUCGUUCAUUCUCCUUUGCUGGCUGGUGACGGCUACGGUUGUGAUGGAAAUAACAAUGGUGGCUGGAAUAAUUCGAAUCCUUUUGGGGGUUUUGGAUGGUGGCAGUAUGACAGUGAUUCUCCCCCAUGGUCGGACAAUGCCUUCCUUGCCCUCUUUUUUACCUCCGUUCUGGGUUGUUUCUGCCUUUUUCAAUUGGCAGUAGCGCUAGCACGUAACGAUAUGAAAACCGAGUCUAUUUGGGAAGUAAAAGGAGGUAAGCGAAUCCGCCUCAUUCUCGAUACGUAUAGAGAUGAGUUCCAUGUUGCAACUGGCAUGCCGUCGUCUUCGUUAUCCUUUUCCUUUGUCAACGUUUGGCUUCGUUGCAGCGAUAUAUUCAAGCGUUUGAUGCUUCCGGAGGGUUUUCCAGACAGUGUCACCAGCGACUAUCUGGAAUAUUCUCUUUGGCGAGGCGUCCAGGGGAUUGCCAGCCAAGUUAGUGGGGUGCUUGCAACUCAGGCACUGCUUUAUGCUGUUGGAUUGGGGAAAGGAGCUAUUCCGACUGCUGCUGCAGUGAAUUGGGUACUGAAAGAUGGAUUUGGAUAUCUAAGUAAAAUUUUUCUCUCAAAAUAUGGACGGCACUUUGAUGUUCAUCCGAAGGGAUGGAGAUUGUUCGCUGAUCUUCUGGAAAACGCUGCCUAUGGAAUGGAAAUGUUAACUCCCGCAUUUCCCCUCCAUUUUGUCGUGAUCGGUGCUGCUGCUGGAGCCGGACGAUCUGCAGCUGCGCUGAUUCAGGCUGCUACUAGGAGUUGUUUCUAUGCUGGCUUUGCUGCUCAAAGGAAUUUUGCCGAGGUGAUUGCCAAAGGUGAAGCACAAGGAAUGGUGAGCAAGUCUAUUGGUAUGAUGCUUGGCAUUACAUUGGCCAAUCAUAUAAGGUCCUCAACAUCACUUGCUCUUGGGUGCUUUAGCAUAGUGACCUUAAUCCACAUGUUCUCCAAUCUAAAAUCAUACAAGUCCAUUCAACUAAGGACAUUAAAUCCUUAUCGUGCAAGUUUGGUCUUCAGUGAAUAUCUGUUUAGUGGUGAGGUGCCUUCGAUUAAAGAAGUGAACAAUGAAGAACCUCUUUUUCCGGCUGUACCACUCCUUAAUACAAGGCUUGGUUGUGAUGAGCCAAAAUUGGGCUUACUAUCUGCUGAAGCAAAGGAAUCAGCAGCUAAUAUUGACCAGCGACUGCAAUUGGGUUCGAAGCUCAGUGAUGUGGCCACCUGUGAGGCGGAUGUUCUUGAACUCUUAAGUCUGUUUAAUAAAGAAAAUUAUAUUCUAUCAGAGCACAGGGGAAAAUAUUGUAAUGACAUACAGAAAAACAAGGAAGUGGAGACUACCAAGCGAGAUCCAGAACGUAGAGAGACGUCCAAUCAGGCGUCAUCAUCUAAUCUGUUGCCUCUCUUUUAACCUAGCAUAGCCCCUACCGCCACAUCACUUGCUUCACACUUCAGUUUGAAGCGUUGCGACCAAUCGGGUGUAAUGAAGGAUAGGCUCUGAGGUCAAGUUCGAAACAUCUGGUUGCAUUUACCAUCAAAUAUAUAGGGUUGGUUGGCGCUUAACAGGUUGCUCAAUGGCUUAGCGCUAGAAGGAACCUCUCAUGAAUCUUUUGUAAAAGCUGGCAUGUUCCAAAAAUCUUCAUAGCAGUUUUCUCACCACAUCAACCUUCGUAGAAUCUACUUCUAAGCCUACCUUGGAGAGCUUGUGCCCUAGCACAAUCCCCUCGAUUACCAUGAAAUGACAUUUUUCCCAGUUGUGUACUAGGCAUAUCUCCUCGCAUCACUUCAACACCUUUUCCAAGCUGUUCAGACAUUCGAUAUAUGAGUUUCCAAAGAUUGAGAAGCCACCCAUAAAAAUUUCUAUUGAUCACUCCAGAAAGUCUAAGAAUAUUGAUGCACCUCUGAAAUGUCCUUGGCAACUAACACAACUCAAAAGGCAUGCAACAAAAAACAAGCGUGUCGUAAGGACAAGUAAAUGUGGUUUUGUGCUGAUCUUCCAGUGCAAUAGUUAUCUGGUUAUACCCAUAAUAGUCAUUCAGAAAACAAUAAUACUUGUUGUCUGCAAGUCGGUCCAGCAUUUGAUCAAUAAAAGACAAGAGAAAGUGGUCCUUCUUUAUUGCCACUUUCUGCUUGUGUUAAUCCAUAUAAAUCCAUCAUCUCGUCACUGUUCUUGUUGGGAUUAAUUCACUACCCAUCGUUGCGGUCUUUAAUUGAUUAUUUGUUGGCGGGUUGGGUAGCUUAGAUGUGAUUUGUUUCUUCCAUUAUAUGCAUUUGAGGCUUUUUUUUUAAUCUU